UCUUGCCAAUAGAGUAAUGAUAAAUAAUUAAAUUCAUAAAUAACUAAACGCAUGAAAAGAGAAAACAAAGGACAAGACUCAACAUCAACAACAACUGCAAACUGAAUGCAUGGAAGUUAAAGACACCUUAAAGUGUCAUCUCAGCAAUUCGACAGCAACAAAAUUUCCAUUCACCCAUAGCAUCGCCCGGAAUUCAACAUCAUUGUCAUCCGAAUAUUUGCAUCAUUGCUGCUGAUGAAAUAUGGAUUUGAUACACAUUUUCUGGAAUUACAUUCUGAUAUUGCUAACGAAAACAUGUGUGCUCCAUGCAGUUAGCUGGGAAGAAUGGUGGACUUAUGAUGGCAUAUCAGGUUCAGCCUUUUGGGGAUUAAUCAAUCCGGAAUGGUCUUUGUGCAACAAAGGACGAAGACAAUCGCCUGUAAAUUUAGAACCUCAACGCUUACUUUUUGAUCCUAAUUUAAGGCCAUUACAUGUAGAUAAACAUAGGAUAAGUGGUUUAAUCACCAACACCGGACACAGUGUCAUAUUCACAGCGGGUAACGACACAGUGGCCAAUUACGAUGGCAUGCAGACGCCCGUCAAUAUCACAGGUGGUCCGCUGUCAUAUCGGUAUCGAUUUCAUGAGAUUCACAUACACUAUGGACUCCAUGAUCAGUUCGGUUCGGAGCACAGUGUCGACGGUUAUACGUUUCCCGCCGAGAUACAAAUAUUUGGUUAUAAUUCACAAUUGUACAACAACUUUUCGGAGGCAUUAAAUCGAGCCCAGGGCAUUGUUGGUGUCUCCAUACUGUUGCAGUUGGGUGAUUUAUCAAAUCCAGAACUUCGAAUGCUGACAGAUCAAUUGGAUCGCAUCCGUUAUGGCGGCGAUGAAGCGUUCGUUAAACGCCUGUCAAUACGUGGCCUACUGCCUGAAACGGAUCAUUAUAUGACGUAUGAUGGUUCAACAACAGCACCUGCCUGUCACGAAACCGUGACAUGGAUUGUCCAGAAUAAACCAAUUUAUAUAACAAAGCAACAGUUACACGCUUUACGACGCCUUAUGCAAGGCAGUCCCGAUCAUCCCAAGGCUCCAUUGGGUAACAACUAUAGACCGCCUCAACCUUUAUUGCAUCGGCCCAUUCGGACCAAUAUUGACUUCAAGACAUCAAAAACAAAUGGUAAAGCCGCCUGUCCCACCAUGUACAGAGAAGUCUAUUAUAAGGCCACAAGUUGGAAACAACAUUAAAACCCACACACACAUAUACACAUCAAAUCCAACGAUGUCGACUUUUUUUCUACCAACCCACAUGAAAGCAGCAAUCAAAGGAGACAACCGAGGAAUAGGUCAGAGUAAUGUUUGAUAAUAUUUUUGCAAAAUGAAAAAUAAAGAAAACAACAACAACAAACACAAAAAUACAAAAAUAAUA
Messenger RNA from Musca domestica (house fly), 1406 nucleotides. RefSeq names its product carbonic anhydrase-related protein 10 (gene CARPB). Gene Ontology annotation, molecular function: carbonate dehydratase activity; zinc ion binding. Bases 242 to 1225 code for a protein of 327 amino acids. The record is from RefSeq and is a predicted model, not a curated record. The transcript has 8 exons. NCBI's taxonomy places the organism in Eukaryota, Metazoa, Arthropoda, Insecta, Diptera, Muscidae.